GCAACAAUUUUUUUUGCCCACAGGCCGCAGGACAGCAACAACGUGCCAGGCUACACCCUCCCAAUUCCUCUCCUCGAUUUAUUCCCCGAAGUCUUUAAUUUAUUCCCACCUCACUCCCUCGCCUUCUCCUUCUCCCUUCCCCCUUCUUCUCUCCUUCCAUUUUCAGUUCUUCUCUUUCUGAUCGAACGAAAGAAAGAAAGAAAGAAAGAAAGAAAGAGAGAGAUCUUAUAAUUCGGAAAAAGUAAAGUCACCACCCACCACCGACACAGGGUAUUACUACUACUGCAACUACGAGUACUAGUACUAGUACUACGUUGGGGUGUUGAUAAGAGCGGUGAAGGUACCCUGGAGAGAGAGAGGGAGAGGGACAAUGCUGGCGCGGUGCGUGGGCGAGCGCCGGGCGCGUCAGAUCCACCGCGCCCUGCGGAACGGCAAGCUGACCGCGCUCUGCCUGCUGCUCACCUUCGUCGUCCUCCGCGGCACCAUCGGCGCCGGCCGCUUCGGCACGCCGCAGCAGGACCUCGUCGAGCUUCGCAGCCGCCUCCUCCCCCACCCCCACCGCGCCCUCUCCGAGCACCACCACCACCACCGCCAACGCCAACAGAACCAUAACCCUAACCCUAACGCCGCCGCCGGCGAGGAGGACGACGAGGAGCCGCCGGAGCGGUCGGUCGAGGACCCGCCGUACGAGAUGGGACCGCGGAUCGAGGACUGGGACGCGCAGCGGGCGGCGUGGCUGCGGCGGCACCCGGAGCGGCGGAGCUUUGUGGCGGCGGGGAAGCCGCGGGUGCUGCUGGUGACGGGGUCGUCGCCGAAGCCGUGCGAGAACCCGGUGGGCGACCACUACCUGCUCAAGUCGAUCAAGAACAAGAUCGACUACUGCCGCGUCCACGGGCUCGAGAUCUUCUACAACACGGCGCUGCUCGACGCGGAGAUGGCCGGGUUCUGGGCGAAGCUCCCCCUGAUCCGCGCGCUCCUCCUCGCGCACCCGGAGGUGGAGUUCCUCUGGUGGAUGGACUCCGACGCCAUGUUCACCGACAUGGCCUUCGAGCUCCCCUGGUCCCGCUACGGGCCCUACAACCUCGUCCUCCACGGCUGGGACGAGAUGGUCUACGACGACCGCAACUGGAUCGGGCUCAACACCGGGAGCUUCCUCCUCCGCAACUGCCAGUGGUCCCUCGACCUGCUCGACGCCUGGGCGCCGAUGGGCCCCAAGGGCCCCGUCCGCGCCGCCGCCGGCAAGCUCCUCACCUCCGCCCUGAAAGACCGGCCCGUCUUCGAGGCCGACGACCAGUCCGCCAUGGUCUACCUCCUCGCCACGCAGCGCGACAAGUGGGGGCCCAAGGUCCACCUCGAGAGCGGCUACUACCUCCACGGCUACUGGGGCAUCCUCGUCGACCGCUACGAGGAGAUGAUCGAGAACCACCGGCCCGGCCUCGGCGACCACCGCUGGCCCCUCGUCACCCACUUCGUCGGCUGCAAGCCCUGCGCCAAGUUCGGCGACUACCCCGUCGAGCGCUGCCUCAAGCAGAUGGACCGCGCCUUCAACUUCGGCGACAACCAGAUCCUCCAGAUGUACGGCUUCGCCCACAAAUCCCUCUCCAGCAGGAGGGUCAAGCGCAUCCGCAACGACACCGCCGCCCCGCUCGACGCCCAGGACGAUCUCGGAUUGCUCCACCCCUCCUUCAAGGCCGUCGACGUCGCCGCCGAUUCCCAAUCCCAACCAUAAAAUGAGUAAAAGAAUUUUUUUUUUAAAAAAAUCUCCUCUUUUUAAUUAUGCUUCUAUUUGUUGUAGCUAAAUUUAGGGUUGCAAUGACUAUGAUCCGAAGCAUGGAUUACAUAGGGCCUUUUUUUUCCCCCCUUUUUCUUUUCUUUUUUUUAACAUUUGUAAUGUUGUUGUUUGUUUAUUUCGUUCGUAUAAUGCGCGCUCUUGUAGGAUUUCAGGGAUACGAAACUGAAUUUUGUUGCUGCUGCUUAUGAAAUGUUCUUUAGUUGUUUCAUUUUUAUAA
Ananas comosus (pineapple) is the source of this 2009-nucleotide messenger RNA. Its product is annotated as probable xyloglucan 6-xylosyltransferase 1. The transcript has a single exon. Gene Ontology annotation, cellular component: endosome; membrane; trans-Golgi network. The record is from RefSeq and is a predicted model, not a curated record. Gene Ontology annotation, molecular function: xyloglucan 6-xylosyltransferase activity; hexosyltransferase activity; UDP-xylosyltransferase activity. NCBI's taxonomy places the organism in Eukaryota, Viridiplantae, Streptophyta, Magnoliopsida, Poales, Bromeliaceae. Gene Ontology annotation, biological process: xyloglucan biosynthetic process. Bases 371 to 1729 code for a protein of 452 amino acids.